Molecule: messenger RNA, 309 nt
Organism: Guillardia theta CCMP2712
Lineage: Eukaryota; Cryptophyceae; Pyrenomonadales; Geminigeraceae
Exons: 4
Coding region: 1-309 (102 amino acids)
Source: RefSeq, a predicted model, not a curated record
AUGAGCAAGAGUUUCCCACUCUCGCUCCUUCCGGAUGUUAUUAAAGAUUUCAAGCUCAAAGUUGAGUUCUAUUAUCCUGAGGAUGAGAAUGAGGUUCGGACCAUUGGAAGAGCAUCUCAGCUAUGCCCGCGGUUUGAAGCAAACAUGGCGGACCUUGUCAAGCUCCCUGAGCGCGGAUGCGGGAUGCAAGGGCAGGAGAAACAUGCGAUCUGGGACUUCCUCAACCGCUGCCUCGACAUCUAUCUCCGCACGAGGAUGACAGCACAGGAGGCUCUGAAACAUCCCUUUAUCGCUAGUGGUAUCAAGUAA